This is a messenger RNA of Helianthus annuus (common sunflower), 2866 nucleotides long. RefSeq names its product DNA mismatch repair protein MSH5. Gene Ontology annotation, cellular component: nucleus. The coding region runs from base 95 to 2527 and encodes 810 amino acids. Gene Ontology annotation, molecular function: mismatched DNA binding; ATP binding; ATP-dependent DNA damage sensor activity. The record is from RefSeq and is a predicted model, not a curated record. Gene Ontology annotation, biological process: mismatch repair; chiasma assembly. Lineage: Eukaryota; Viridiplantae; Streptophyta; Magnoliopsida; Asterales; Asteraceae. The transcript is spliced from 34 exons.
CACACACACACACACACACACAACUCUCUCUCUCUCUCUCUCUCUCACACACACACACACACACACUCUUCGUGUUCCGCGAUCGCUUGGCGCCAUGGAGGAGGAGGUCGACGAAACAGAAUCCGUGCAUCAGGUCUACAUGGCAUGCCUCAUGCAUGGUCAUAGAGUUGGAAUUUCCUAUUAUGAUAGUCUUACACGUGAACUCCAUGUGCUGGAACUUUGGGAAGACGGUACUGCAGAUUUUCCUCUAAUUGAUAUGGUCAAGUAUCAGGUUAAGCCGUUGAUCAUAUACACAAGUACCAAGAGUGAAGAAUCUCUCUUAGCUGCUUUACAACAGAAUGAUGGUGCAAGUGAGGCACAUACGGUGAAGCUUAUGAAGAGUUCAGUAUUUAGUUAUGAACAAGCAUGGCACAGAUUAGUAUAUCUUCGGGUAACUGGAAUGGAUGAUGGGUUAAACGUCAAAGAAAGAAUCUGCUUUCUAAGUUCUAUGAUGGACAUUGAGAGUGAAGUGCAAGUUCGUGCUAGUGGGGGUCUUCUUGCCAUAUUGGAGACCGAAAGAGUCGUGGACACCAUUGAACAAAAUGAGUGUGGGAGUGUAUCAAUUGCAAUCAAUUCUGUCAUGCAAAUUUCAUUAAACAAAUUUCUUAAAGUUGACUCUGCUGCUCACGAGGCAUUGCAGAUAUUCCAAACCGACAAACAUCCAAGCCACAUGGGAAUUGGUAGAGCAAAAGAAGGGUUUUCUGUAUUUGGCAUGAUGAAUAAGUGUGUCACACCCAUGGGUAAACGUCUUUUAAGGACAUGGUUUCUCAGGCCCAUACUAGACCUUGACAACUUGAACAGUCGUCUUAAUGUUAUAUCGUUCUUUGUUUCAUCUGAAGAACUUUUAACUUCUUUACGUGAUACACUGAAAUCUGUCAAGGAUGUUCCGCACAUACUGAAGAAAUUCAAUUCCCCAAGUUCAGUAUGCACCUGUGGUGAUUGGACUGCGUUUCUAAAGAGCCUUUCUGCACUGCUGCAUAUCAACAAAAUAUUUGAACUAGGAAUUUCUGAAAAUCUUCAGGAGCAAGCUAACUAUUUCAGUGUAAAUAUUGUUGAGAAGGCUGCUUCAUGCAUAUCAAUGGAUUUAGCUUAUGUAUAUGAACUGGUAAUUGGUGUUGUUGAUGUAAACAGAAGUAAAGACAAAGGCUAUGAGACAACGGUGAAAGAUGGUUUUUGUGACGAGCUGGAUGAACUGAGGCAAAUAUAUGAAGAAUUACCAGAAUUUUUGGAAGAGGUGUCAUCAUUGGAACUUGCACGUCUUCCUUACAUGUCUAGAGACAAACUGCUUCCACAAGUUAUUUACAUAAAUCAGAUAGGAUAUCUGAUGUGCAUCUUUGAAGAAAAGCUAGAUGAACGCAUUUUAGAGGAACUUCAAGACUAUGAAUUUGCUUUCUCUGAUGAAGAUGGUGAUGUUAAGAGGUUCUAUUACCACAAUGCAAAGACAAGAGAACUGGACAGCCUUUUAGGAGACAUAUAUCAUAAAAUUCUAGACAUGGAGAGAGCUAUCACAAGGGACUUGGUGUCGCAUAUUCUCGAGUUCUCGAUGCAUCUGCUCAAGGGAAUCAAUUUUGCAGCAGAACUUGACUGCUUUUUGUCAUUGGCAUUGGUUGCUCGUCAAAACAAUUACGUAAGGCCCAUACUGACUGCUGAAGCUGUGCUUGAUAUUCGUAACGGAAGACAUGUUUUGCAGGAAAUGACAGUUGACACAUUUAUUCCUAAUGAUACAAAGAUUAUUGAUCAGGGGAACGUUCAUAUAAUUACAGGACCUAAUUAUUCAGGAAAAAGCAUAUAUAUAAAGCAGGUAGCAUUAAUAGUUUUUCUUGCCCACAUUGGAAGUUUUGUUCCAGCAGAUGCUGCGAAAGUGGGCUUAACUGAUAGAAUUUUCUGUGCCAUGGGAAGCAAGCUUAUGACUGCGGAACAAUCCACAUUCAUGAUUGAUUUGCACCAAGUUGGAAUGAUGCUGAGGCAUGCUACUUCUCGGUCAUUAUGUUUACUAGACGAAUUUGGCAAGGGAACUCUUACUGAAGAUGGUAUCGGUCUGCUUGGUGGAACUAUUGAUCAUUUUAUCUCGAUGUAUGCUCCUCCGAAGGUUCUAAUUUGCACUCACUUGACCCAGAUAUUUGUUGAUAGUCAUUUAUCUCAGUCAGAUAAAGUCAAAUACUACACCAUGAGUGUGCUAAGACCUGACAACAGUAAUGAAGCCCUCGAGGAAAUUGUAUUUCUAUAUAGGCUGGUUCCUGGACAUACACUUCUUAGUUAUGGACUUCAUUGUGCUCUACUUGCUGGUGUUCCUCAAGAAGUAAUUAAGAGAGCGGCGUUUAUAUUGGAUGCUACCACUAAAGGUAUACAUAUCGAUCGAGCAUGUGAUGAAAAGAUAACAGCUCAAGAUGAGCUAUAUAAGAAUGCUGUGGAGAAGAUGGUAGCUUUCGAUGCUAUCAAUGGUGAUUUGUCCCUGUUCUUUCAAGAUAUGUGUCCUGGUCAACCAUGAUUUUUGUACCUCAAAUCAUAUUUGGUACUAUUCAAAAUGGUAUGUAGAUUUUUUGCUUAACUUUAGUCUCUUAUAUCUUUAAUGACACGAUAAUGAGGAUUGAUUAUAUUUGUAUGUGUGGCCGACCAUGAGACGUUUAGCGGAGGCACAACUGUAAAAGCACCCUGAAAGAAAAUUGAUAAAAUAUCUAAUGUUCAACUAUUACAUACAUCUCUCUUUAUCCGAUAAAUAUAAAUCAGGCAAGUCGAGCCUAAAACACCUCAGGAAUUAAUUUGACUACCUAAACAAAGGCGUAAAUUAAUGCAAUCAAAUAUCCCAUGUUUUACAACAUAAAAAUAA